Sinocyclocheilus grahami is the source of this 1257-nucleotide messenger RNA. Its product is annotated as paired box protein Pax-8-like. Lineage: Eukaryota; Metazoa; Chordata; Actinopteri; Cypriniformes; Cyprinidae. The transcript has 8 exons. Gene Ontology annotation, molecular function: DNA-binding transcription factor activity, RNA polymerase II-specific; RNA polymerase II cis-regulatory region sequence-specific DNA binding. The coding region runs from base 1 to 1257 and encodes 418 amino acids. The record is from RefSeq and is a predicted model, not a curated record. Gene Ontology annotation, biological process: regulation of transcription by RNA polymerase II; anatomical structure development.
AUGAUGUUUAUGUGUGUUCAUGUCCUUUCUCCCCCAGGUCAUGGGGGUCUUAAUCAACUAGGCGGCAUGUUUGUGAACGGACGCCCGCUCCCGGAGGUCAUCCGGCAGAGGAUCGUGGACAUGGCACACCAGGGAGUGAGACCCUGCGACAUCUCUCGCCAGCUGAGGGUCAGCCACGGCUGCGUCAGCAAGAUCCUGGGCAGGUACUAUGAGACGGGCAGCAUUAAACCAGGAGUCAUCGGGGGCUCCAAGCCGAAAGUGGCGACUCCUAAAGUGGUGGAGAAGAUAGCGGAGUACAAGCGGCAGAACCCCACCAUGUUUGCGUGGGAGAUACGAGACCGGCUGCUGGCCGAGGGUGCUUGUGACGGCGACACCGUGCCCAGCGUCAGCUCCAUCAACAGGAUUAUUCGCACAAAAGUUCAACAGCCAUUCAACCUUCCUCUGGACAGCAAAGGCCUCAGUCCUGGACAUACGCUGAGCGAUCAGGAGAGCUGUCGGCACAGCGUGGACUCUCAGGGCAGCGGCGGCGGGCCCCGGAAACAGCUGAGGGCCGAACACUUCUCAUCCCAGCGCCUGGACUGCGGCUUCGAACGGCACCACUACAGCUCCGACACGUUCGGCCCGACCACGGCCGGGAAAACAGAGCAGGCGCUCUAUCCUCUCUCACUCAUCAACGGCAGUCUGGACGAGGCUAAAGGAGCUUCAGCUGUCAGUCGAAACCUGGCGGCUCAUCAGGGAUACACAGUGGUUGCAGAAGCUCUACAGCCCCUCCCACUCUGUCUGAAACAGGAAAUGUCACCCGAGGUAAACAGCUCAAGCCCCUCCCCCAAAAUCAUCGCUAAUGCAGCUUUCCUGGAGCUCACCUUGUCAUCAGCACCCAUCGCUAACAGCUGCAGCAACGCCACUCAUUUAUCUCAUGGCUUCCAAUCAUUUUCCCAUCAUGCCCCAGUGCACGGGCAGUUCGGCAGCCCGCCGCUCAUCGCAGGCAGAGAUCUGGGGAGCUCAAUUCUGCCCGGUUAUCCUCCACACAUCCCCUCGGCCGCGCAGACCGGCUUCUCCUCCUCCACCAUCACUGGGAUGGUAGCAGGUCCAGAAUACACGGGCCAGACCUACAGCCACGCGCCCUACACGUCCUACAGUGACGCCUGGAGAUUCACCAACUCCAGCAUAUUAGGUACGUCCAGCAGUCUCUCUGAGCACUUUCACUUCUCUCUGUUUGGCAAAUGUGGGCAUCCACACGUGGUUAUGGUUGUCUAG